AUGAUAUUACCCCGGUUUUUCUUUGACAUGGAUAACGACUAUGGCGAUCACAAAUUCGACAAUAAAAAAGUUGCAUUAAUCCUUCUAGCCUCCCUAGCACUAGCAUUUUUAAUAGUUGGAUGUAUUAUUGGUUGCUGCACUUGUCAUAAACCUGUGAAAUAUCCAAAAAUAUUUACUCAAUCACCAAUGCCACCAUUACCACGAAGGAGAAAUGACCCGAUGUCUGCUACCAAAAUACCUAGUUAUACGCCGGCGUCAAGAAUGAGUGAACUGGCACUUGGGAAUAUACAUCAAACAUAUACAAAUCCUAGUUUCCUUCUCCCUGAGGGAGGAGAACCACUUCCAUCGUAUGAAUUUAUUACUCCUAAACAUCCUCCACCAGCAUAUAUUCCCAAGGGUUAG
Molecule: messenger RNA, 402 nt
Organism: Hemisphaericaspora subhashii
Lineage: Eukaryota; Fungi; Ascomycota; Pichiomycetes; Serinales; Debaryomycetaceae
Exons: 1
Coding region: 1-402 (133 amino acids)
Source: RefSeq, a predicted model, not a curated record